This is a messenger RNA of Paramacrobiotus metropolitanus, 975 nucleotides long. RefSeq lists its product as uncharacterized. The transcript is spliced from 3 exons. The record is from RefSeq and is a predicted model, not a curated record. Lineage: Eukaryota; Metazoa; Tardigrada; Eutardigrada; Parachela; Macrobiotidae. Bases 132 to 722 code for a protein of 196 amino acids.
UGCAAGUUUGUGAUAGCAAAAUUAAUUCGACUACUAUCCGCGUAAUAGCAAGCUAGCGUGCACUGGUUUUAUAUCUGUACAUGUAGCUAGCUAGCGAUCUGACCUUUCGCGGUUUAGGGAAUACUAAGCGCAUGCGAACCAUCCUUUUCUCAACGAUCAUCAUAAUGGCUGGGCGUUCUUUCAAAAUUCGCCAAUUAGCAGCUGUCUUAUUUAUUCUGUCUGCACUGGCGGAAGUGACUUCUGCUGCUGUUAAUCCUCGACUAAUUCCACCCCUGGCAAGAAGAAAAUCCUUGCCUCUGCCGGCAAUAAAGAGCAAUUCCUCCAACCCCGUGGUCAGCAUGCAGGUUAAACGCUUCUACAGCAGCAAGAACUGCGACCCCGGAUUGCCUUUUGGAUAUGCAAAGUGUGAUCCUCUCUUUGAUAUCACGUAUUCGUGGACGGAUCCUAAUGGAGUUGUGCAGUCAAGCCGAGGCUAUUACGACGGCGGUGAGGACGUAAACCAGAUUGUGUUUCCUCCGCAAGUGGGCCAUUCGGCGCUGGCAGUGAAGGGAUCUUUGGCACGAGUGCAUAUCGUCGCCACGGAUGAAGAUGUCAACUUCCACGAUUCCAUUGGCACCUUCGACUUCACCUACUCUGUUCCGUAUCAGCCGACUGUGCCGCAGGUGAUAACCGCCCACGACUCUACUGCUGAAAUGGUGGUAGAAUUUAGUGUUCGCUUUUAAUUGCACAACUACCGACUAUAUUCUUACUCAAGUAAAAGAUGACUUCUUUUAAAUGCUCAUUACAUACAGAAACAAUACCGCGUAGUACAUGCAUCGACAAUUAUACUGUACGACAUAUAUAUGCGGACCACAUUUAAAAAGGCUUGUGCGAAUGCUGUGCCAGUAAUAAGUACCUUCGUUUUCUGUUAUCACAAUAACCGAUGGGAUUCCAAAACAAUAAAACACGAUCCUGGCGCUGCGCCAUACAGUAAAA